AAUGCAAAGUAACCCAAUAUCACACAAUUAAUUAAUAAGAAAUUCCUAAUUACUAAACCCAAACUCAGCCAAAAAGGCUAUAAUGCAUCAGAAAAGCCUCAAAUUCAAGGUCAAUAGCCUUCUUCAGCCAAUGAGCAGAGGAAAAGAAACAACAAACAACUGUGUCUAAGUCUAACGAGGAACCACCAAAUAUGUAGACAGAAUACUAAACAUCACCAUAUCACAAGUCCUUCCCUUGAUAACACGAUACUUCCUUUGCAAACCUUCCCUGCAAAACCCAGCUUUCUUCAAAACCCUCUGCGACCCAACAUUCUCCACGUCCACCAACGCCUCCACACGCUCCAGCUUCGACCCCCACUCCUCAAAUACGGCCUUCACGGCAAUCUUCACCGCCGCCGUCGCGAUACCUUUCCCCCAAUGCUGCCACGCCAAGAGGUACCCGACCUCCGCAAGGCAAGCACUGCCAUUGCUGCAGGAACUAUUAGAGCAUAUUGAAGAUGAUUGUGGAGAAGAAGCAGAGCUUAAGAGUGAAAGGGAAAGGAAGAUGAAGAUGAAAGUUGCAGAAGACUGAACCGACGUCGUUUGCUUGUUUUCCGUUUCCUACUAGCCGUUAGUCAAUGGUCAUUCAGUUAGUCCCACCUGUUAGGCACAAAGUAAUUUAUUUAAUUUACAGUUUAACUUCCUUUCAACUUUUACUGUAGAUGAAUUUUGUUUGUUUAAAUAGCAAUAGAGAAGCACACUGCUCUCUCUGGGUUUUCCCCCUCCAAUUCAUAGGUGCUUAACCUAGCAGCUCGUUUCUCUUUCUUCUCCUUCUACUUCUUAUGGUAUCAGAGGGGCAUUGAUCCAUUUCUCCACUUCAUAGUAUGCUAUGGCGAAAAAUCCACCUCCACAGACACCACCGGGUUCUCAAGGCUCAGGCCCCAUACCAUUUGGUAGCUUCCAUUCUUCGUCCAGUGGUGUUGGUGGCCAGAUCUAAAACAAUCCCGGUGGUGAUGCUCGCCAACAUGAGAAUGGUAACAAUACUCAUCUGGGUCUUGUGUUUGGUAGUCCAUACUACAUUAUUCCUAGUGAAAACCUAGGUCAAUCCAUCAUUUCUGAGAUAUUGGAUGGAUCUAACUACCAGACCUGGCAGAGAGCUGUGGGAAUGGAUCUUAAGACCAAACAAAAGCUGGGUUUCAUUGAUGGCUCACUUCCGAUGCCUGAUCGUACUCAUCCCGAUUUUGUUUUGUGGGAUGCAUCAAACACUAUGGUUCUCUGUUGGAUUUUAAAUUCUGUGCACAAGGACAUAAGUAUAAGUGUAUUACAACAUGGGAAUGCUAUGGUUGUAUGGGAUGAGCUGAAAGCACGCUUUGGUAGAUCCAAUGCCAUUAAGCUAUCCAAUUUACAGAUGAAAUGGAUGCUUGCAAGCAGGGUAACAUGAGUGUGACCCACUACUAUAUCACACUUAAGGGUUUAUGGGAAGAGAUUCAAUAGUAUAGUCCUGUUGUUGAGUGUGAUUGUGUAGCUGUGAGAGUUAGGCCAUGUGCAGCAGUGGUUGCCUAUCGACAGAAACUUGAAACUGACUAUCUCAUCAAAUUUUUGAAGGGAUUAAAAUCUGUUUUUGAUGUGGUUCAAACCCAGUUACUCAUGUUGAAACCCUUACCUGCUGUGGAAGUUGCUUUGGAUGAUAUUUUACAGCAUGAACAGAAAUUACAGGGUGACAAGGGUAAGAGUACUAGGGGUAUCCAGUCUGUUGCAUUGGCUGCACAAGGACAAGGUGAGCAGAAUAAGGGUUUUAUCCCUAACAAAGACAACAAGUAUGAGCCUGCCAAGGAAGGAAAAUUCUGUCGGUAUUGCAAAAUGGGUGGACAUCUAAAAGAAGAAUGCUAUCGAUUGAAGAACAAGAAGGCACGAAUGCUGAAGGGGGCACUUUUGCUGGUUCAGUAUCUCAAUCAGACUCACAAUAUGGUGAUUUCACUUCUUCAGGGCAGAGUAUUAGCUAUGAGAGCAAAUCUUCUUCAACUAGCUCUCUCAACUUUACCACUGAAGAACUGAACAAGCUAAGGCUGCUUCUUCAACAACCUGAUAGCAUGAGUCCAUCACCACCAUUGUCUCCUUCUAUUAAGCAUGCCUCAUACUUAGUCUCACAGCACCUUCCAUCUCAUCCUACCUAUGCUGGUAAAUAUGUACUCUCUUCCUAUGCUCAACAUGGCCUGAUGGAUUUAACUCAAGUUUGGAUCUUAGAUACUGGUGCCUUAGAUCACAUAGCAUGUACUCUUGCUGUGUUCAUACAAGCUAAGCCUGUUUCCAACCAGUUUGUGUAUCUACCUAAUGGCUCUAAGGUAGAAGUGAUUCGUAUAGGUUCAGUUAACAUAUCACAAGGAUUAGUCUUACACAAUGUUCUCUUAGUCCCAAGUUUUACUUUUAACCUGGUCUCCAUUAGUAAACUUACCCAUGACCUGCCCAUUUCCUUGCUUUUUGAAUCUGACUCUUGUCAUAUUCAGGACCAAACAACCAAGAACCUGAUUGGUUCAUCAAGACAGGAUAGGGGCCUCUACCAUCUCACUACCACACCAAGACCACCUUCUGACAUUUCACCACAUCAAGUAGCUACCACCUACAAUUUCCUUCCUCACCACAUAGACCUUUGGCACUGGAGACUGGGGCAUCCAAGUAGAGAGAUAGAACAUCAAGCUACAGGUUGUAAUAGGAUUUCCAUUAAGCAUUGUUCCACUUGCCACUUAGCAAAACAGAAGAAACUUCCUUUUUCACUUAGUGACAGUAGGGCAAUUUCUGCCUUAGAUUUAGUUCAUAUUGAUAUUUGGGGACCCCUUGCUGUUAAGUCCCAUGAUGGAUAUUCUUAUUUCCUUUCAAUUGUGGAUGAUUAUACACAAAGUGUUUGGGUGUUUUUAAUGAAGCUAAAGUCAGAAGCUUCUCAUCUUUUGGAAUCAUUUUGUGUUAUGAUCAAAAACCAGUUCAACAUAUCAAUUAAGAUUAUUAGAAGUGAUCAAUGAAAUGAAUUCCACAUGUCUGACUUCUACAACACAUAUGGAAUUGAACAUCAACUUUCAUGUGUGGAAACUCCUGAUCAGAAUGCUCGGGUUGAGAGAAAGCAUCAGCAUAUCCUCAACGUUGCAAGGGCACUUCGUUUUCAAUCAAGAUUGCCACUUCACUUUUGGAGUGAUUGCAUCCUUCAUGCAUUCUUUCUGAUUAACAGGUUGCCUUCACCAGUGACUGAUGGUGUUUCACCUUUUGAGUUGUUGUAUCAUAAACAACCAGCAUUGAAUCUACUUAAAGUUUUGGUUGUUUGUGUUAUGCAUCUACUUUGUUAAGAGAUAGAACCAAGUUCAGUCCUAGAGCUAGGCAAUUUGUCUUUCUUGGAUUUCCUUAUGGAAUUAAAGGUUACAAACUACUUGACCUUAACACUCAUCAAACUUUCAUUUCUAGACAUGUGGUCUUCUAUGAGACCAUCAUUCCCUUCUUACAUCCUUCUUCUUCCACAUCUGUCCUUAUAUCUCUACCACCACAGUCACUUCUACCACCACUGCACCUCUUUUUCCCGACAAUCCUCUUCCUCCUGAUCCAUUUCCCUCUUCUUUCACACCUUCUCAGACUCCAUCUCCUUCCCUCAUACCUUGUCAGACUUCAUCUCCUUCUUCUUCCACUUCUUUUCCUCCUUCCCCAGACACAUUGGCUACCACUUCUGUUGGUGAAGCAGUAGAGUCCUCAAGAGUGAACUCUGAAGGGGAGGAUGAUGAGUUAGUUGCACAACUAGACUUUGAGGAUGGAGAAGGUGUCGGCCCCGAGUUAAGAAGGUCAGACAGAUUCAGGUCAGUUCCAGUUUGGCAUAAGGAUUAUAAAGUGGGAGCAGUCCAUAAAUACUCUAUGGACAAGUAUGUGACAUUUGACAAGUUACCAACUCCACAUAAAGCUUAUGUGAUGAG
Molecule: messenger RNA, 3923 nt
Organism: Linum trigynum
Lineage: Eukaryota; Viridiplantae; Streptophyta; Magnoliopsida; Malpighiales; Linaceae
Source: the annotation of a GenBank genome assembly